AUGGUCGGCCUGCCUGCUCGUGGCAAGUCGUUUAUCUCGCACAAGAUUGUGCGGUACUUGUCCUGGCUAUCCAUCAAGACAAGGGUGUUCAACGUCUCUUCCUACCGUCGAGAGGAGUACAGAGAACAGCCUUCUGCAGACUUUUUCAACCCAAACAACGAGGAAAGCAAGGUGAUCCGUGAACAGGCCAACAUUGAUGCGAUCAAAGACGUCAUCAAGUGGAUGAACGAGGAGGAGGGAUGUGUGGCUAUUCUGGACGGCUCCAACGUCACCAAGCGGAAACGAGCAAUGGUCGCGCAGAUCCUGAGAGACAACAGGGUGGAGCCGCUGUUUCUGGAAAGCUUCUGCGACGACGAGGCGAUCGUCAAGUCGAACAUUAUGGACAUCAACUCGACCUCCCCAGAUUAUGCCGGCAAGCCGCCCGGCUAUGCGUUGGAAGACAUCCUCACGAAAAUCAAGUACUACGAGACGCACUACGAGCCGAUGGACCUGGUGGACGAAAAAGAGCUGAGCUUCAUCAAGCUGAUCAACGUCAACUCGCAGAUCAUCAUCAACAAGAUCGAGAGCUACCUGGAGAGCAGAAUCGCGUACUAUAUCAUGAAUUUGCACAUCAAACCGCGCUACAUAUGGCUGUCGCGUCACGGCGAGUCGCAGUACAACCUCGAAGGGAAGAUCGGGGGCGACGCAGACCUGAGUGAGCGGGGAAUGAAGUACGCACGGAGGCUAAAAGAUCUGGUUGAGAAAUACGUUCCCAACCACGACAAGCUCGAGGUCUGGACCUCGACCUUGAGGAGAACGCAGCAGACAGCCCAGUUUCUCCCAAAUCCCAAGAAACAGUGGAAAGCGCUGGACGAGCUUGACGCUGGAUCGUGCGACGGCCUGACAUACGAGGAGAUCGCGCAGAGGUUCCCUGAGGAUUUUGCAGCACGUGACGAAAACAAGUUCGAGUACCGCUACAGAGGAGGCGAGUCCUACAGAGACGUGAUCCAGCGGCUGGAGCCUAUCAUCAUGGAACUGGAGAACCAGGAGAACGUUCUUGUGAUCACGCACCAGGCGGUGUUGAGAUGUAUCUAUGCCUAUUUCAUGAAUUCCCCGCAGGAAAAGUCGCCGUGGAUGUCGAUUCCCUUGCACACUCUGAUCCGCCUCGAGCCACGCGCGUACGGCACAAACGUCACGCGCAUCAAGGCCAACAUUCCUGCCGUAUCCACGUACAAAGAAAAGGGCACGUCCAAGCUGGGAGAAUCGCAGAACUCGGCCCACGUCAUGGCCGGCGAGGUGAUCACGAGCGAUGUUGCAAAUCAAUGA
This is a messenger RNA of Ogataea angusta, 1305 nucleotides long. RefSeq lists its product as uncharacterized. Bases 1 to 1305 code for a protein of 434 amino acids. The record is from RefSeq and is a predicted model, not a curated record. NCBI's taxonomy places the organism in Eukaryota, Fungi, Ascomycota, Pichiomycetes, Pichiales, Pichiaceae. Gene Ontology annotation, molecular function: fructose-2,6-bisphosphate 2-phosphatase activity; ATP binding; 6-phosphofructo-2-kinase activity. Gene Ontology annotation, biological process: fructose 2,6-bisphosphate metabolic process; fructose metabolic process. The transcript has a single exon. Gene Ontology annotation, cellular component: cytosol.